CCCAGCUGGCGAGAGCGAGCAGGACGCAGACGCAGGAGAUAAACGCAGGGAAGAGGCCGCGGAGCGCACCGUCCACCACUGCAGCUGAUGUAACAAUCAGACCGCGUAUGUUGGAGUCAGUUGUUCCAUAAGAACAAGUUCGUCAUAAAAAGAGACAAAAGAAGGAGAGAAAAUGGGACAUACCGCAUUACCUGUGCUGAUGGCUGUAUUGUCCUAUGCCGUGUGGGAGAACGUCGAGGCUCUGGCUAUGGCCGAGGUGAAUGGGCCAGGCCCCCAGCCACAGCUGGCCAUGUUCUGUGGCCGUCAGCUCCUGCACAUGAACCUACAGACCGGCCAGUGGGAGCCGGAUUCUUGGGGCCAAAAGGGCUGCUUAAAAGAGCCCAGUGAAAUCCUGUCCUACUGUCAGAAGAUGUACCCAGCGCUUCAGAUCUCCCAUAUAGAGAAGUCACAAAGACCCGUCACCAUCAACGCCUGGUGUAAGAAAGGCUGGGGACACUGCCAGACACAUCUGUUCAUAGUGCUGCCCUUCCGCUGUCUAGAGGGCGAGUAUGUGAGCGAGGCCCUGCUGGUGCCCGACCGAUGCCGAUUCCUCCACCAGGAGCAGAUGGAUGCGUGUGAGAGCCACGUGUACUGGCACAACAUAGCUAAAGAGGAAUGCACCGCAGACAAUCUGGAGCUUCACAGCUACGGGAUGCUGCUGCCAUGUGGCGACCGUUUCCGAGGCGUCGAGUAUGUGUGCUGCCCAGGCCGAGGGAGCACCAGUGGUAAAGGAGACACAGAGGAGCGAGAGGUCCCUGCUGUUCCUCAGACAUUUACAUCCCAGACCAGCGGAAAACCUAAUUCUGUCACCAAAGUAACAGCCCCCACCCCAAGCCCCUCUCCUACCGACACAGAUGUGGACGAGGCCGAUAUGGAAGAGGAGGACGAUGAAGUGGUGGAGGAAGAGGAGGAGGAAGAGGAAGAUGAGGAAGAGGAGGAGGAGGUUGUGGAUGAGGAGGAUGUGGAGGAGGAGGAGGAGGAGCAGGCGAUAGCUCUGAAGGAUCCAGAGGAGUAUGAAUACCCCAUUGACUCAGGUCCCUACCAGACAGCCGACUAUCUGGAAUCGUUUUAUUACGACAAAAGCCUCAAACCAACCAGCUCUGCACCUCUGAUGAAGGACAGCUUGAUUGCGCCCCGGCCCACAGAUGGUGUCGAUGUUUAUUUUGAGAAGCCGGUGGACGACACUGAGCAUGCCUACUUCCUGCGUGCCAAAACAGACUUGGAGGAGCGCAGGAUGAAGCGCAUCAAUGAGAUUAUGAAGGAAUGGGCAGAGGCAGACAACCAGUCAAAGAAUCUGCCAAAGUCAGAGCGACAGGCCUUGAAUGAGCACUUCCAGUCCGUGCUGCAGACGCUGGAGGAGCAGGUCGCUGGAGAGAGGCAGAGGCUGGUGGAGACUCAUCUCGCCAGAGUAGAGGCUAUUCUCAACAACAACCGCCGUCUGGCUCUGGAGAACUACUUGAAUGCCGUACAGUCUGAUCCCCCUCAGCCGGACCGCGUGCUGCAAGCUCUGAAGCGAUACAUGGCUGCGGAGCAGAAGGACCGCAGACACACUCUCAGGCACUACGAGCAUAUUGUAGCUGUUGACCCCCAGAAGGCUGAGCAGAUGAAAUUCCAGGUGUAUACACAUCUCCAUGUGAUUGAGGAGAGGAUGAACCAGAGUCUGGCACUGCUGUACAAGGAUCCUAAUUUGGCUGAGGAGCUGCACAAUGACAUCCAGGAGCUGCUCAAGGCAGAGCGAGGAGACAUCGUCGAGCUCAUGACCACCUCCUUCUCUGAGACUCGCACGACAGAGGAGCUGCUGCCGGCUGAGAGCGAGGAGGAGAAGGACGAUGAAGAGGAAGAGGAGAGAGCCUUCCAGAACAGGCCUUAUCCUCCCCGCACUGAGUCUAAUAAGAAAGCGACUGCAGUUGAUGAAUAUGAUUAUACCACAUCCGAGAGAGGCCCUACUUAUGAAUACGAGGAAAAGAUUAACACCUCUGCAGAGCUCAAGCAGGUCGUCAACAAGCCGCCUGAGAUUGCGAGAGAUGAACUGCAACCCGAUGCUUUGGAGACAUUUAACCGCGGCGCCAUGGUGGGGUUGCUGGUGGUGGCUGUGGCAAUCGCCAUGGUGAUGGUGAUCAGCCUGCUGCUGGUGCGCAGGAAGCCAUACGGCACUAUCAGCCAUGGCAUCGUAGAGCAGGUCGACCCCAUGCUGACACCAGAAGAACGGCAGCUCAACAAAAUGCAGAACCACGGUUAUGAAAACCCUACCUACAAAUUCUUUGAACAGAUGAACUGAGGCGCUGGGGCCGCUAACAAGUCAUGCCCGACCACAUGUCCCCCCCCCCCCC
This is a messenger RNA of Paralichthys olivaceus (Japanese flounder), 2369 nucleotides long. RefSeq names its product amyloid beta (A4) precursor-like protein 1 (gene aplp1). Lineage: Eukaryota; Metazoa; Chordata; Actinopteri; Pleuronectiformes; Paralichthyidae. Gene Ontology annotation, molecular function: alpha-2C adrenergic receptor binding; transition metal ion binding; alpha-2B adrenergic receptor binding. Gene Ontology annotation, biological process: axonogenesis; central nervous system development. Gene Ontology annotation, cellular component: Golgi apparatus; plasma membrane. The record is from RefSeq and is a predicted model, not a curated record.